CUAGUCUUCAUUACAUCAUUUUUAGGAUGAGAAGAAGUCCAGGAGAGCAAAAAUGGGUCUUCAAUGCUGCAUAUAUAUUUUUUUUUUUAAUUUCUUGAGUCUAUAAAUAAACUUAGAAGUCAACAAAGUUAGCACAUACUACAUGGCUUUUUCAGGACCAAUGUUUUUCCUUGCUUGCUUUGUUUUCAUUCUAAAUAUUGUUCAUCCUGCAGUUGCUCAGACAGAACCCCUGCUGUACAGUGAUUGCCUAGACAAGGGGAAUUACACCACAAACAGCAUCUAUCACACCAACCUCAAUACCCUCCUCACCUCUAUGUACACCGACAAUGAAAUUGACUAUGGCUUCUACAACUUUUCAUAUGGAGAAGACUCCGAUAAGGUUUAUUCAAUUGCACUUUGCAGACCAGAUAUAACUUCGGAUGUUUGUCGCGAAUGCAUAAGAAAUGCUAGUGAAGCCCUCCCAAGAAACUGUUCCAACUACAUGGAGGCAGUCGGAGGUUAUAAUUUAUGUCUAUUACGAUAUGCAAACCGCAACAUUUUUCACCUCAUGGAAGGAGGACCUUACUUUUUCGUCCAUAGUAUGUUUAAUGUCUCGGAUUUUACUGGGUUCAAUACGUCAGUGUAUACCUUGUUGUAUAGGCUCCGGGAUGAAGCUGCAACAAGAAAUUCUCAAAAAAAGGCUGCCGUGGGAGAAGAACCAGGGCCGGACCUUCAACCAAUAUAUGGUCUUGUGCAAUGUACUCCUGAUUUAUCAGAGGAAGAAUGCAAAUAUUGUUUAACUAAUGCUUCUGCACUAAUCCCAACCUGUUGUACUGAAAGACAAGGAGGAAGAGUGAUUUUCCCAAGUUGUAAUUUUAGAUAUGAGACAAAUCGUUUCUAUAAUGACAUUGUUGAUGCACCUUCACCACCUCCUAAAGGGAAUGGAAGCAAGACUCUAAUUAUUAUCGUUAUUUCAGUUGUGGUUUCUGUGGUAUUGGUUAUUGUCAUGAUCUUCAUCUACUUAAAAAGAGUACAGAAACAAAGAACAAAAAUCUCAACAAUGGAUGAAAUCAUAACUGUGGAAUCCUUGCAAUACGACUUCAGCUUCAUUAGAGCUGCGACAGAUAACUUCUCUGAUAAGCUUGGAGAAGGGGGUUUUGGACCUGUAUACAAGGGUACGUUUCCGAACGGACAAGAAGUAGCCGUUAAGAGAUUGUCAAAGGAAUCUUCACAAGGAGAAGUAGAAUUUAAGAAUGAGGUCUUGUUACUAGCCAAGCUUCAGCAUAGGAAUUUGGUUAGGCUCUUGGGCUUCUGCUAUGAACGCGAAGAAAGGCUUCUCAUUUAUGAGUUCGUGCCUAACUCAAGUCUCAGCAACUUCUUAUCUGAUAACACUAAGCGUGCACUAUUGAAUUGGGGAAGUCGAUACAAUAUUAUCUAUGGCAUAGUUCGAGGACUGAAUUACUUGCACGAAGAAUCUCAACAUCGGAUAAUUCAUCGCGAUCUCAAGGCUAGUAACAUUCUGUUAGAUGCAGCAAUGAAUGCGAAAAUUUCAGAUUUUGGAACAGCGAGGUUGUUUGCAAGUGAUCAAACACAAGCUGACACGAGCAAAGUCGUCGGUACAUAUGGAUAUAUGGCUCCAGAGUAUGUUGCAAACGGGCACUUCUCAGCAAAAUCAGAUGUCUAUAGCUUUGGUGUGAUAGUAUUGGAAGUUGUGAGCGGCCAAAAGAACAGGUCUUUCCAUGUCGGGGAGGAUGUUGCAGACCUUAGAACUUAUGCAUGGCAAAACUGGAAUCAGGGGACAGCUUUGAAUCUGAUUGAUCCUGCAUUACGUGGUGGACCAAGUGAUAUGAUCAUGAAAUGCAUCCACAUAGGACUACUAUGUGUUCAAGAAGAUGAAGCUAGCAGACCAACCAUGGCUUCAGUUGGUGCCAUGCUUAUCAGCUCCUCUGCGAGUCUCCCACAGCCUUCUAAACCUGCUUUCUUUAUGGAAAGUACAGGAAUCCGAGACACAUCUUCAUCAUUGGAGCAGAAUUCAGAGUCAACUGAGUCGGAUCAAUCAAACGCCACAAAUGGUCAUUCAUCAAGAAACGAGGCCUCAAUCACUGAGCCAUAUCCCCGAUAGCACCUAAGGAUUGAAAUCACACUUUUGCUAACUUGGUUGGUUCAUGCAAUGGUUUGGUUUGCUUAGUUGGUGUGUAAGAUAUGUAAUAAGUAAUCCGGCUCGAAACAGCAUCUAAUCAUUCCCGCUGGUGUGCUUGUCAAUGGAUUUUUAUGCGUUGGCCUAUCUACUCCGAGCUUAAAAGAAGCUCAUUGUGUUCCAAUUAUAAAUAAAUAAAAAAAACCCAAAAGAAGUCGAUUUGCA
Molecule: messenger RNA, 2341 nt
Organism: Tripterygium wilfordii
Lineage: Eukaryota; Viridiplantae; Streptophyta; Magnoliopsida; Celastrales; Celastraceae
Product: cysteine-rich receptor-like protein kinase 8
Exons: 7
Coding region: 143-2101 (652 amino acids)
Biological process (GO): protein phosphorylation
Molecular function (GO): protein kinase activity; ATP binding
Source: RefSeq, a predicted model, not a curated record